AUGGGAGACGUCGCCGUCGCCGUCGCCGUCGUCGUCCCCACGGCCGUCGUCCUCAUAAUCAUCACGAUCAUCACCACCCUCACGGCGGCGGCGGCACCGCUGUCCUUCAACUUCACGGACCAAAUCUGCAGCGACGCCGCGGUGAAGCUCUACGGGUACGCUUCGUGCGCCGGGCCCGCCGUCCAGCUCACCCCGUUCGAGUACUGGGCCACGGGCCAGGCCCGGCACCCGAGGCCCAUGCACCUGUGGGACAGAUCCACGGGCCAGCUCGCCAACUUCACCACCGACUUCACCUUCGCCAUCGACAACAACAACGGCAGCUGGAAAUGCGACGGCCUCGCCUUCUUCCUCGCCCCGCACGAUUACGUCACCCCGGCCCACGCCGACUCGGGCCGGCUCGGUCUGGUCCACGGGAACUUCACGUACAACUCCACGGCGGCGGGGCCGAGCGGGGCGUUCUUGGCCGUGGAGUUCGACACCUACAACGACGCGUGGGACACGUGGCACGACGGCCUCAGCCACGUGGGGAUCGACGUGGACUCGAUGCAGUCGGUGGCGAGCAAGCGGUGGCGGAGCCACGUGGACGGGAGGACCACGACGUGGGUCCGGGUGUCCUACGAGGCAAAGAAGAAGAAGCUGUGCGUGGUGUACAAUACGACCACCGUGGAGGAGGAGACCCUCUGCUACGGAGUUGACCUGAGGGAUUACUUGCCGGAAUGGGUGGUCCUCGGAUUCUCUGCCUCCACGGCUGUUGCUGCUCUUGCAUGGUGGAUGGUACCCGCUCGGGUUUUCUCCCGUCGAAUUUAUGUUUUUGCAGUGAAAAAGAAAGAGAGAGAAGAAGAAAACGGCUGGAAGGAGGAGGAUGAGGAGUUCUCUGGAAUCCCUCUGCUGAGACGACGUCUUGACAGAAGCAAACAUUCGAUCGACGAGGGAGCGAAGUCCGUCCCACUAGCGGAACUGAAGCGAGCGACCAAAAAUUUCAGCGAGUUGAUCGGGAGAGGCGGGUUCGGAAUGGUGUACAAGGGACAGCUGGCGAGCGGCCAGCUGAUAGCAGCGAAGAAAGUCCCUCUGGACGGCGCGGCGAUAGAAGGUUUCAUGGCGGAGCUGGUGAUCAUCACGCAGUUGAGGCACAAGAACCUGGUGAGGCUGUUGGGCUGGUCAAACAAUCUGGAGGAGUCGUGCUACUACCUCAUCUACGAGUACAUGGAGAAUCGGAGCUUGGACCUCCACUUGUACGGCGACGGCAACGGCCAGUUUACUAUGGGCUCGGUGAAGCUGGACUGGGAGAAACGGUAUCGCAUCGUGAAGGGACUCGCUAAUGCACUGAGCUAUCUGCAAGCAGGAGGCGACGGGAAGAGCGUGCUCCACGGGGAUGUGAAGAGCAGCAAUGUGCUUCUGGACUCCGAGUUCAACACCAAGUUGGGUGAUUUCGGGCUGGCUCGAGUGGUGGACCAGGACAUGCGGUCCCACGCGGAACAUGGCGGGACGCCCGCAUACAUGGCGCCUGAGCGUGCGGACCAGCGACGGGCAGCUCUGGAGUCGGACACGUACAGCUUCGGGGUGGUGGCGCUGGAGGUGGCGAGCGGGAGGAGGGCGGUGGUGCUGAAGGAGCACAUCGUGAGGUGGGUUUGGGAGAUCUACGGGAGGGGGAACGUGUUCGAGGCGGUGGAUCCCAGAUUGGAAGGGGAGUUUGAUAGGGAUGAGAUGCAGCGGUUGUUGAUGGUGGGGCUCCAUUGCGCUCACCCGAACAGAACUCGCAGGCUCUCGAUUCAAGAUGCGUUGCGGGUGUUGAGUGAUACGAAGCUUCCGUUGCGGAAUUUUAAUCUCCCAUUG
Molecule: messenger RNA, 1833 nt
Organism: Linum tenue
Lineage: Eukaryota; Viridiplantae; Streptophyta; Magnoliopsida; Malpighiales; Linaceae
Source: the annotation of a GenBank genome assembly